AUGUACGGAUUCGAGGCGCUUACCUUCAACAUCCAUGGCGGAUACUUGGAGGCGAUCGUGAGGGGCCACCGUGCUGGGCUUCUCACCACCGCCGAUUACAACAAUCUGUGCCAGUGUGAAAACCUUGACGACAUCAAGAUGCACCUCUCUGCCACCAAAUACGGCUCUUACCUCCAGAACGGUUCGUCUUCCCCAUUAUGA
Thlaspi arvense is the source of this 201-nucleotide messenger RNA. The record is from the annotation of a GenBank genome assembly. NCBI's taxonomy places the organism in Eukaryota, Viridiplantae, Streptophyta, Magnoliopsida, Brassicales, Brassicaceae.